AGUUUGUGAGAGACAGCCGACGAGAGUGGAGGCGCUAUAUUUUUUUACAAUUCUAAAGUCCAGUUUUUUUAAGAAAAAAAUCUAAGAAAUCGCAACGUUUCAGAUUUAUAUCUGUUCCGUUUUGAAACAACAUUUCUAAUUUUGACAUAAUUCUAAGAUUUUAAUAUCAAUUACAUCAUUUGAGUAUCUGAAUAUUUUUGUGAGCAACUGACCUUAAACGUGAUACAACUCCAUCCUCCAGAAUCCAGUAUAUAUUAGAUUUUUGCGUCACCGUUUUUCUUGUAUCUCCCUGAGUCACAAGUGUUCUGAUUUUUCUGCACAUUCAUAACGAGACUAAGUUUCCGACAUAAAACUAAAUUGUAAUGAACUCCAAUUUUAUUAAGUGCAUUCAGUAAAUUUUUGCAACGAAAUAGCAGGCCUCAAAGCCAGAAAUACUGAAUUCAGACAAACUGAAGUCAAUGGCCACACAUUGCUCGCUGGUAGUUGCAGAGAGCAAUUGAAAUGUGUGCAGCAAUGUUAUAAAACAGAACUACAGCUUAAAAUUGGGUAGAACUUUGCUGUUCGUCCGUCACUUAAGCUUAGAAUACAGUGUUCUUGAUGCUGGCAACAUGGCUCAGACAAAGAAAGAACAAGAACAGCAGCCACAAGCUCCACCCCCACCGCCUCCUCCAAUCAAACGCGUCGUUGUAGCCGUGUUACCUGGCAAAGAGGAGCUAGUCGCCUCGACGCCAAACCAACGCAACUGGCGAGGGAUUCUGAUCGCUUUGCUCGUCAUAGUGGCCGUUCUCGGUCUAAUCGUUUUCUCUAUUGUGCUGUUGUCCCCUCCUGAGGAAGGACCUCGAGUGAAAGGUCGAAAGUUCACCCUGGAAGAUGUGCUGGGCCCACACUACAGAGCACGGCGUUUCAAUGGCACCUGGGUGUCCGAAGUUGACCUCGUGUACCGAGACGUGGAGGGCGGAGUGACGCUGUUCAACGCAGAGAACCUCACCACCAGGGUCCUCAUGACCAAUUCCACAUUUAGGCAGUUGAAUGCUUUAGACUUCAGGGUGUCCAGUGACCUCAAUUACAUACUACUGAUACUGGAUAUCAAAAAGGUGUUCAGGCAUUCCUACGAGGCCCGGUACUUCAUCUUCGAAGUGCAGACUUCGAGAAAGUUUGAAUUGGGCCUGGGGGACAGUGAGGUAGAUAACCACCCGUACCUCCAGCAUGUCGUAUGGGCACCAAAGGGAAACGCCCUGGCCUUUGUGUACCGCAACGACGUCUACUACAAGACCGGUGCAUUGACCUCCCACGCUUAUCGUGUUACUAACACAGGAAGACAGGGCAUUGUCUUCAAUGGCAUCCCCGACUGGCUUUAUGAAGAGGAGAUUCUCAAGUCUCCAAACGCUCUAUGGUUUUCACCUGAUGCUCAGUUUCUUCUUUAUGCCUGUUUCAACGACUCCCUAGUGGGAGAGCUGAAGUAUCCGUGGUACGGCCGCAUCCAGGAGCGGUUGCGAUAUCCUCAGAUACGUAUGCUGCGUUAUCCUAAGGCUGGAACAAGGAACCCAGAAACCACACUAUGGGUUGUGGAUCUGAAACACCCCACACGGCUAAAUCCAGUGGAUCUGAAGCCACCACUGGUUCCUCAGCCCAAUUCACAGUCAGGAUGGGACCACUACUUCACAGCAGUAACAUGGCUAGCCCAUCAUCAGGUAGCUGUGAUAUGGAUGAAUCGUGUACAGAAUAUGUCAAUUAUAUCGCUCUGUCGAGGACCAACGUGGAACUGUGACACUACACAGAAACUUCAGGCUGAGCCCACUGGAUGGAUAGAGCUGUAUGAUGCCCCACUCUUCAGUUCUGAUGGCUGCUGCUACUUGGCACGCUUGCCAGUCCUUGAGGGAGAACAUGGCUACUACAAGCACGUGUGUCACAUGGAUGUUGCCAGUAAAAGAAAUACACCUCUCACACAAGGCAGGUUUGAGGUCACUCAGAUCCUGGCUUGGGAUGAGGAGAAUCAUUAUAUAUAUUUUGUAGCAGCACCCGAACAUAAACCAGGGGAAAGACACCUUUAUCGAACAGGUGACCUUAACAUCAGCUCUCCAGAUACCCGACAGAUGGACUGUCUUACAUGUCCACCAUUGGAGCCAUCUCAAAGCCUGUACCAUCAUGGACUGGAGUCACCACGUAGUACAGCUAUGAGUGGGGACAUCAGCACUGAUUACAAUGCAAGUGAGCUGGCCUCAUGGCCGCCUUGCUUGUAUGUGGCACCACACUUGAGCCCAGGCCAGAGUCCCCGCUUCUACGUGUUAGAGUGCCUGGGUCCAGACCCCCCCACUGCUUCCCUAGUGGACCUGUUGAGCAACACAAAGCUUGUUGUGCUGGACACACAACCUGCGCUCAGGGACCGUCUUGCAGUCAUGGCCUCACCUCAGGUUAAAACUAUCAAAGUGUUGGUGGAUGGAGGUUAUCAUGCACAGGUGCGCCUUCAUCUGCCACCAGGAUUGAGGGAAGAUGAAGAAAUGACUUUCCCUCUUAUAUUGCAUGUGUGUGGAGCUCCUGGAUCACAACUUGUUUCUGAGCAAUGGUCUGUGGACUGGGGAACAUAUUUAGCCAGUAAUCGCAACUUCAUUGUAGCCCAGAUAGAUGGGCGCGGCUCCGGUUAUCAAGGUGACCGUCUCAUUCACGAGUUGCAUUAUCGCUUGGGUAGUGUUGAAAUUGAAGAUCAAAUUGCUGUUACCAAGUACUUGCGGGAUCUCAAAUUUGUAGACAGGGAGCGUAUGGCAGUAUGGGGGUGGAGCUAUGGAGGUUUUGCAGCAGCCAUGAUCUUAGCACAGGAUGAAGAAGUUUUUCAUUGUGGAAUCUCUGUUGCACCCAUCACCAGCUGGGCUCACUAUGACUCAGUGUAUACAGAACGCUACAUGGGCACACCCAAUGUGACUGAUAAUUACCGAGGGUAUGAAGAGGCAGAUGUCACUAAGCAUGCUGGAAACCUACGUAAUAAACUGUUUUUGCUGAUACAUGGAACAGCUGACCAUACUGUACACUACCAGCAGAGCAUGAUGCUGGUCAGGGCACUCACUGACCAGGGAGUUCUCUUCCGACACCAGACAUAUGCAGAUGAAGGCCACAGCUUCUCUGGAGUCCAGCAUCAUUUCUACAAGGCCAUGGAAUCCUUUCUGGAUGAUUGUUUUGGUCCACUUGAUUUUGAAGAAUGGGAAAUUGGUACAAGUUUCUUCACAUUUAAGCAAUAGCAAGUACCAGGGAGACNAGCAGAGCUGGGAACUCAACCAACAGCAGCCAGGUUUAGCAGCUGCCAUAUUCAAAGACAGGUCACAUGAAUAAGCAUUCAUUAACACAACACAAACAUAUUAUAUGCUGUCAAUGAAAAGUAGGAACACCACCAGGGGCAAUUGUGAGCAUAGAAUUUAAAUUAUAUUAUCUUACAAAAUGUAGGCAAAAAGAUAUUUUCCUUACAUUGUACUUACAUUGCAUUUUCUCUCAAAAAUGUUAAUUUGGGCCACUGCCAUCCCAAAUCUUUUCCUAAGAUGUUUUAACUUCAUAUAGGUAGUGUGACUACUGC
Zootermopsis nevadensis is the source of this 3559-nucleotide messenger RNA. The record is from RefSeq and is a predicted model, not a curated record. NCBI's taxonomy places the organism in Eukaryota, Metazoa, Arthropoda, Insecta, Blattodea, Termopsidae.